Phyllotreta striolata is the source of this 1386-nucleotide messenger RNA. NCBI's taxonomy places the organism in Eukaryota, Metazoa, Arthropoda, Insecta, Coleoptera, Chrysomelidae. The record is from the annotation of a GenBank genome assembly.
AUGUAUCGAACAUGCAACAAAAUCUGGCAUUAUUUCAAGAUAUUCAGCCAACAAACCACCAUUCAUGGAUUCAAUAUCAUCGGUAUGCCGAAUUUACACUGGACAGAGAGGUUUUUCUGGACUGUUAUAAUAGCCUUAUCGGCUGCCGGAGCCAUUUCUCUUACCACAUCCAAUUGGAAUCGAUACUCCGCUAAUCCGACGGUUAUUUCCAUACAAAAAGACUACAGAAACUGGGAGAAUCACCUUCCUGCUGUUACUGGAUGUUUCAACGAUAAAGUCGACGAGAAGAAAGCCGAAAAGUACAUUUACGAGAAGUGGAAAAGCGACGUUGCAGAUUCUAAAUACCCGUUUUACGUGGAAUUCGUGCGAGCUAUAGCGUAUUCGUCUUACAACAAUUUCGAAGAUCUGGAAAAGUUUAAAAACGAUUCCAGUUUGUUCGAUGUGGACAUGGUUGGAUUAGUAUCGGAGGUGUACCCGAAGGUUACCGGUACUCUUGUAACGGUGGAUAAAUCACGGGAAUUCAAAUGGGAGAUAAUCCUGAUCGAAUUGGGCGUAUGUUUCACGUUUUUCUCGAAAUUCUCCGAGUUGUUAUCGAUUAGAGUACCUGAUGAUGACCGAAACGACACCGAAACGUCCAAUUCACCGCUAAAAUGCCACUAUUUAAACGGACUUUGCUAUGCCAGAUUCGAUUCCAAUCCGAAACUACCAUUAAAGUACUACGUCCAUUCCCAUCUGGAAAUACCGGACCUGUCUAGUAAACACUACCACUCGUUGGGCAAGGGCUCCGACAUGGAAAUCAAUUACAGGGUGAUAGAAACCCAAGCUUCGGGCGACAUUAAAUACCUGCGACCGGCUCAAAGGAAUUGCAGAUUCGACGAUGAGCCUUUGAGCUCGGAGGCGAAGGCUUAUACAAUCAAAGGAAAAACGUGCAACGUUACCGGGUUACUGUGCUUGGCUAAAUAUAAGAAACAGUUAUUGGAAAAUCCGAAAUCUUUGGGUUGCAAAUGUCCUCAAACUUGUAAUUUUAUCAAUUACUUGCCGGAAAUUCCGAAAUUGGUGGUUUGGGAAACUGGAGCUUAUUUCGAUCAAAUGACAACGUUCAGAUGGGGUUUGUUACAUCCCACUACAAAGUACAGAAGAGAUAUAAUAUUCGGUUUUGGCGAUUUAAUUGUAUCCAUUGGAGGAACUUUAAAUUUGUUUCUAGGCAUCAGUUUCAUGAGUAUCAUUGAAGUGUUCUUUCUUAUCUGCGAGAAUAUUAUCGACAGCGUACUUGAAAAUACGAGAGUUGGCAAACUUAAAAGAAAAAUGAAAAAAACCGCACCGCUAAAAUCGCAUUUUUUUUAUUAGUUUAAGCUUAUCAUCAAUCUAAUUAUUUUGUAAUAUAUU